AUGGUCGAUUCAGACAGGAACUGCUCAUCGGAACCUACUUUCUACGAUAUGUCGGCUUCCCUACUGAGUUCGCUGGAUUCUGCGGACAACUUACUCGGUGGUACGGAACGCGAGGUUGACGAAGAUGACUAUGGUGAUGACGAAUCCGCUCUCAUUGAGUUAGAUACAGAAACAUUCGGACUGCCCAUAAAAAUGGACAAUAUAGAUCACCAGAGCAGCAACUUCCCAGAUAUAUCUGACGAGUUCAACUGUCUGAGACACAAAUCCUCGAGUGCUUUGAGCUCUUCUGCAGAUCCAGAAAAGAAAGUCAGGUUUCCCAAAGCCCUCGAUGGAUUAAGUGAGGAUAGACCCAGUACAUCAUAUAUCGGUCUUGAUUCGAUUUCCGGGUCAAAAUCAAGUUCAGGAACCAAUCUGUCCUCUGCAUCGAGACUGGGUAGCAAGAUGGACAUCGAACAACUGAUACUCUCCGCCAACGUUAUGAACAAGUUCAUCGACAAAAAUAUAGAAUAUAUUAACAUGUAUCAGUCCGGGUUUUUUGAGAGUAAAUCUAGUGUGAGCCUCAUGAGUGGUGUACAGUCGCCGAAUGCAAGAAGUGCGGUGCAUUCCAAUUUUGAGUUGACAGAUCUAGAAGAUUGCAGUGCCGACACGGAUGAUACCGAAAACUGGAGCGGGAACGACGACUCUCUAGUGAUUCAACGCAACCACAGCGAACAAAGUACCGGGAGGUCAUCACCAUUGGGUGUAGAGCUGGCUCGGAGCGAGGAACUGAGUAGAGACCUGCUGGAUGAGUUACUGAUAAAAGUGGCCAAAGAGUUUCGUGUAGAUAGAGAGCAAGAACAGACAGAGCAAAUGGAAUAUACGUGCAUUCAAGUGUACACUGCAGUACCCCUACGGGAGAAUAUCCAGGAAGUAAACUGUUCCGAACUGGAGUCCAUAUCAACGGAUGGUGCUAUACAGAACUUAAUUGAUACUUUCCACCGAAUAUUGGAUCUUUCGGAACGGUGCCCCGAGAAUUCUGCAGUCAAGUCUGAGCAUGAUCUGUGCAGCAGAUUCAUCAUGAAAAAUAUACCCUCGCUGUCAUUUGUGGACUUUAUCAAGCGAAUACACGACAAAUGCCAUUUUGAUACUCCAGUGUAUUUGUCGGCAACAUACCUUUUACAAAUCCUGUUCCUCGAGAGAUCUGCUGAAUCGAACUCAUUAGAGCUGAAGUUCAAAUUGCAAAGAGAUGGUCUCCAUCGAUUGAUCAUAGCGCUUGUCCGAAUUAGCACAAAGCUACUAGAGGACCAGAUACAUUCACAUGAUUACUUUAGUAAAGUGUGUGGUGUUACAAAGAGGCUUUUGAGUAAGCUGGAACUCUCCCUCCUGAAGUGUCUCAGCCGUGAACGACUGAUGAUCACAAUGAAGAAACUGAAUACCCCAACUCGCAUCUUAGAGGAAUUGAAUGCUAUGUAG
Molecule: messenger RNA, 1452 nt
Organism: Huiozyma naganishii CBS 8797
Lineage: Eukaryota; Fungi; Ascomycota; Saccharomycetes; Saccharomycetales; Saccharomycetaceae
Gene: PCL10
Product: Pcl10p
Exons: 1
Coding region: 1-1452 (483 amino acids)
Biological process (GO): regulation of cyclin-dependent protein serine/threonine kinase activity
Cellular component (GO): nucleus; cyclin-dependent protein kinase holoenzyme complex
Molecular function (GO): protein kinase binding; cyclin-dependent protein serine/threonine kinase regulator activity
Source: RefSeq, a predicted model, not a curated record